GUUUCAUUCGCUGGUGUCAGGAUGAUUCUUCCCAACAUAGGAGCGCUAGCUGUGGUGUGCUGGAUAAUGUGUGUGAGAAACACAGCAUCUCAGGCAUAUGCUCCAGCCCCUACAUUCGGCUAUCGAUUCAGAAUAAAUGAAAGUAAUAUUGAGCUAAACUCUAUAGUAGAGGUUGCUUGUGGCACCACUUGGAGUGCUCCGUAUCCCAUAACUGUGUCUGUGGGCAAGUUGGAAAGCCCCUCGCAGACCCCAGAAACCACAGAAGCCUGGGUGACAUCUGAGGUCAUCAGUCGAUCAGAUACAAUAUAUUUCACAAUCCCUGCGACGGCCAAGUAUGAAGGAAAAAUUGUGUGCUGGUACAAAUCCACUCGAACUGACUCAAAGAAUCCAUAUUCUGAAUUAAGCAGCCCUAUUACCUUAGUCGUAUCUGCCCUCUCUGAUCCCAAAGUGACUGUGUACCCCUAUCUUUUUCGUAAGGGUGAAAAUUACACUGUACAGUGUGAAUCAGCCUAUAACCUAGCCACAAACUUCACAUUGAGUCUGUAUUACCGCAUCCUCCCUGUUAGCCCUGGCACCAACUGGACCUUCGCUGGUUCACUGUUUCUCACAAAUCACACUAGUAUCGUUUUAAGACAGACGAAUGCCGUUGUCCCAAUAGAGUUUUCCUGCAGUAUGGAGAUGUUGUACAGUGGAAAAGUCUUACAUUCAUCUCUGUCCAAAAGUGAGCAAGCCAUCCCAGAAGAGCUUCCGGUUCGGCUCUGGGAGCAGGAACGUGGAGAGAGCUGUCUAGGAUAUCUGGAUGUCACUCUCAGAGGCAAGUGGGUACCUGUUUGUCAGAAGGAAGUCGAUACUGAAGCCGAUUCNUCUGCUGCUGCUGCCACAGCUGAAGUGGUGUGUAGGGAACUGGGAUGUGGGCAUGUGCUGAAGUGGGAAAGGCUUUUGGAUGACAGACGGCAGUUCACACAGACAGUUGGGGGCAUCAGAUGCAUCGGGAAAGAAAAAAAGAUCAAAGAUUGUCCAAUGGAGGAAACUGAAGCUUGCAAACAGAGAGGCAUGCUCUAUAUUAUUUGCUCAGAUGCAUUGCCCCGUCCUAAACUGUAUGUGGAUACGUAUGGUCCUAACCCCAAACUGUAUGUCAGGGACAAAGAAAAUGUGAAAAUCUCCUGCUCCAUCGACUCCGCUUAUUUAAAAUCAAAAGACUAUGGGUACUUAGAGUUUAGAAGGGACGGUGCUUAUUUGAGUCAAAGUUACAGCACACCAGGCUUCCCCGAGUCUAUCACACAGUAUGCCCCAGUGCCUCAAGGAGAGUAUGAAUGUGUAUUCCAUCUUACGUCUUCAAAAAUAAAACCAACGUCUCAGCCCAGCAAUUCAGUCUUCAUUUACAUAUACAAUCCAGUGCCAAUUGUUGCAGGUGUUCUCACAACUGCUCUUGGGUUAGCAAUUCUGGUGUAUAUUUGUAAAUACAGAACCGCUGCACAAGAGGUACAGCCCAAUGAAUUUCCACAGACCAAUGCUGAAAAUCCAGAUAACAAUGCCAGCUACCCACCUCAACAACUGCAAGCCAAAGAAAUUUAAUCUGUUUAAAUUCUUCCCAACAACCUUCCACAUUAAAUAUAAUGUUUGAUAAAUAUUGAAAAAGGCCAAAAGGUCAAUUAAUUUUGCAAUGCGGUUGUACUGAAAAUGUUCAUGAGAAGAGAAUAUUUAGAUAUCAAAGGCAAUGCAACUAAAAUUGUAUGAUGAAAAUUAACUAACCUACUGUA
Messenger RNA from Sinocyclocheilus anshuiensis, 1760 nucleotides. RefSeq lists its product as uncharacterized. Gene Ontology annotation, cellular component: membrane. Bases 22 to 1575 code for a protein of 517 amino acids. NCBI's taxonomy places the organism in Eukaryota, Metazoa, Chordata, Actinopteri, Cypriniformes, Cyprinidae. The record is from RefSeq and is a predicted model, not a curated record. The transcript has 9 exons.